AUGGGCGCUUUCGUGCAAGAAUGUGGCUGCAAAGGCGUCCGAUUCUGUGCUCUUUGCGAGACGACAGAACGAGUGAAAAAACUGAGGAUCGAGGAGGGAAAGUACACCAAGUACAAGGUAAUACGAAAAGAGAAACUAAAUUCAUAUUUCCUUUACAGGUUUUCAUCUACGAUCACCUUCGUCAGCUUGCCAUUCCCACCAGUAAUUUGGACUCCAAAUCGUCUUUAGAAGAGAUUAUCAAAGGUUCGUUUGCUUGCUAAGACUGUCCGCGGAAUGGAGAAUGUUCAGAAUCCGAAGCAUGCCACUUUGCACCGGCCGACGGAUCCAUCCAAAUCGACGGACUCACUCUCAUUCGUGAUUUUCUAUCGGACAACGAAGAAAACAAGAUUCUAGACAUGAUAGAAACUGUCGAAUGGGUUCAGUCGCAAAGUGGCCGAAGAAAGCAAGUAAGUCCCGAAAACAGCGUCAACCUCAUCAAUAUGACAAGUUCAGGACUACGGACCGAAGGUCAAUUUCAAGCACAAAAAGGUGAAGACGGACACGUUCAUCGGAAUGCCAGAGUACGCCGACAUGCUUUUGGACAAGAUGAAAGAUUACGACGAGAAGAAACUCGGCAACUAUCAGCCAUUCGAAAUGUGCAAUCUGGAGUAUGAAGAGGUAAAGAAGAGUGCCAUAGAGAUGCAUCAGGACGACAUGUGGAUCUGGGGAAACCGUCUUAUAAGGUGAACUACGGUGUGCUUUACUGUAUUGUUUGACGCUGUAAUUUGCAGUAUAAAUAUGAUCAAUGGCUCUGUGAUGACUCUCUCUAACGACGCGAAGGACUCCCUCUGCUACGUUCUCAUGCCGCAUCGCUCUCUGAUUUGUAUGGCCGACGAGUGCAGAUACGAUUGGAAACACGGCGUGCUGGCUCAUCACAUUCGCGGAAGGAGGAUAGCAUUGACGAUGCGGGAAGCAGCGAAGGACUUCCAGGAGGGCGGAGAACUCUACGAAAAGUACGGCGCCGAACUGAUUCGUCUCGGAAACAUCCGCGUUCCGCUUUCUCAAAACACCGCGUGAUACAUAUUUCGUUAUUAUAAUAUUUGGUCUUUAUCAUAUCAUUCUUGAUAGCUCGACGCAAAUCUUAAGGAAAUUUUUAUUACGGUCCAAAUGCAGCCAAACGAUACGAGGAGAUCAGUCGGUUAGAGUCCAGCUGCAGAGGGUCAACAUUCAGGAUUACGGUCCGAAUGCAGCCAAACGAUACGAGGAGAUCAGUCAGUUAGAGUCUACGUCGCUCCUGCACGAAAGUCCGUCCAUCUGAACCGAACCGUCACCUCCGAGUCAUUUCCUUCGCAUUCUGAGCCGUUGCCAUUGAUAGGUCGUUGCCAAUCCAUGCAGAGCUGCGAUUUGACCACAGAUGUGUUGCUGGCGUUGUUCCGACCCCUUCAAACGAACCGCCGCUUUCUGCUAAGAAAUAGACUGUCCCAAACUGAUCUGAUUCUCGUACUAACCCUAUUGUUGUUUCGUUUUCACCCAAAUAAAUUAAAGUGACGUUAGUGUUUGGUCUCUAUGUAAUUAUGGAACACUUAUCGACCGACCGCCGUCAACACGUGUCAUCACGGGCGAAAACAGGUCGGUUUGGUGGUUGUGACGUCCGUGUUUGGGGAGAGCCAGGACGAGGACAAAGGGUGGAAAGACCAUGUGACGGGCUAGAUAACGGGGGAAAUGGGAGUUAUGAUAACGGCCGGACGGGAGCGGAAUGACCGGUGCUCCAUUCGAAUUGAAUGUAAUCAGUUGAGAGACGUUUUUGCAGACGAAGCGCAAGGACCGACGUAAGCGAACACGCUCUAUCAAAUAUCAAACGAGUCGACGCGAUUGGCACAAUGCCCAUUUCAACAUUUCAACUGGAAAAUGGGGGGAAAUUGAAAUUACACGGGGAGUCGAGCACGACGUCGAAGGCUGAAAACAAGUUGAACCGGUAAACAACCGUCGCUUUCCCUCCCUUCCUCCCAAACCGUUUCAAUUUCUGAUCAAUGUUUUUGAAAAGCGGAAAUAAUUUCGAACGAAACAGAAAGUUUUCGGUACCCCCCGUUAGAUAGCUAUCUGGAAGCUGUUUCUCAUAGAAUCUUCUGCAGAGGUAAAUUAAAGGAACAAACAGCGAAGGGAACUCUCGAGAGCACAUUAAUAUGCCACACAGUUUGUUUAGUCAUUCUGUUGUCAUCUGGGGUUGAUUUUGUGCACUCGAUGGAUACUUUCCUGAGGUUCAGCGGAGAUGAAACAAUCUGUGAUCAUCAUAACAAUAAUUCAAUCUCGAUUAUCGGCAAUUCUUGAAGCGUUUUUGCUUUCAAUGAUCAAUAGAGGAUCCUAAAUCAGAAGACUCAUAGAACACAAUGCAACCGUGCCUUUUCCACAUUCGUCGUCGCUGAUCGAUGUGUGCUCGCUCUCUGUUCCCCCUAUUCUAAUCACCCUGAUUCCCGCAUUCUCGAAUCAAAAAGCACGCAAAGUACGUGUCGUCGUUUCUUGCUGCGUCUCUCCAGAUCCACCGUCCCCUCCGGCACGCUUAUCUCUGUCCACCUCGUGGUUCUCUGCGUCUCUUUCUCUCGCCUGCUCUCUCUCUCUCUCCCGUCUUCUUGUUGUUCUACAGUUUAUUGCGUCCUCGCCCCGCCCCUCGAGUCUCUUCUCACGUAUUUUUUGGCCGUCCGCCAUCUGGCAGUCGUCGUUGUCUUACCGGGCAGGUCCUCCUCUUCCCCCGUCUCCAGAUCACAUCUCCGUCGGAUUUGUCCGGGUCACUCUUCCUCUUCUUCAUCCUCCUCUUCCUUUCCUUAGCCUAAAUACACUUCCAAUUCUUUCAGAUACCCAUAAACAUGUGCGACGAAGCCGCCCGUCUCGCAAAGAUCGGUCGUCAGGAGUACGACCUCAUCCGAAUCCACGACGCCCCAGAUUGCGAUGAGCAGACCAAGUUCGAGUGUGAUCUCGAAUUGGCUCGCUUUCAAAUCAUCCGCAGUCAAAUGGCUCUGGUUAGUUCGCAUUGAAACGCAUCCCUUCCAAACAAAACAACUUUGCAGAAAAACGUCUACAACGAAGAGUUCGUGACUCCGGCCAAGCUCCGAUAUCUCCGGGAUGACCUAGAAGCAGCCGAGGAGCACCUGAAGAAGCUGCUCGAGUCGGCGCAGUGA
Caenorhabditis sp. 36 PRJEB53466 is the source of this 3152-nucleotide messenger RNA. Lineage: Eukaryota; Metazoa; Nematoda; Chromadorea; Rhabditida; Rhabditidae. The record is from the annotation of a GenBank genome assembly.